Molecule: messenger RNA, 804 nt
Organism: Etheostoma cragini (Arkansas darter)
Lineage: Eukaryota; Metazoa; Chordata; Actinopteri; Perciformes; Percidae
Exons: 2
Coding region: 97-690 (197 amino acids)
Source: RefSeq, a predicted model, not a curated record
AAAUGCGUGUGAACACUAUUCUUCAGAAGAGGCAUCGUGCUGAUCGUCGCCGUGCUGACCAACAGUCUGGUCCUGAUCUGCCUGAUUGCGUCUCAGAUGGUGACGUCGGGCAUGUCCGCCAUGGGCGGGAUGGGCGGCUUCGACAUCAACUCCAACUUCAACAUGGAGGGCACCGAGAUACAGAAGGCGCGCGAGCUGGACAUUCAGUACAGCCAGAUGAGGGCGCCGGGCAUGUACGGGGGCAUCCCCUUCACCCUGAUCCUCGGGGUCCUCUCGCUGCUGUUCGCGGUCGCCGGGAACAAGCCGCCCCACCUGAUGUCCCGGAAGCUUCUGUACGGAGCGCUGGUGUUCCAGGCGGUGGGCGCCGUGGUGCUCGUGGUGGCCGUGGGACUUUACCUGCACUUCAUCAUCACCGUCAACUCCACCGACGUGUGUAAGCAGCGCGAGAGGCUGUACGCCCGGAACGGCUACACCUGGAUGAACUGUAGCGUGAGCGGGGCGGAUGCGGCCGUGGCUCUGUUCGGGAUCAUCACGGCCAUCCUGUACGCCGUCGGCACAGCGCUCACCUUCCAGACCAUCCGGGGAGUGAGGCGCUACCUGGAGGAGGGAAAGCGCAGAGAGGCGGAAAAACAGAAGGCCCGAGCAGACGCCCAGAGAUCCCCGCUGAGGGCUGAAACCAUCUUUGUGUGAGAGGCCAGAACAGAGGCCUGAUCUGGGGUGGGUCUGGAUCCCAGAUCCCAGAUACGGUUCGCAGGGUUCCCCCGUCUUAGUCGACUAAUCAGUCGUUCUAGGUUUUAGUCAUUU